AUGACGUCGAGUUUGUUAACGUCAAAGCUAGCUGUCGUUACUGGUAAAAGUCUUUGAAUUUUAAAGAAAUUUUAUCAAUUUUUCAGGCGGUGGCUCCGGAAUAGGAAAAGCGGUUUGCCAUGCGUUGGCUUCGCAAGGUGCCCGUGUCAUUAUAGCUGAUUUACAAGUUAAAUCCGCCGAAGAGACUUUGAAAGAGAUUGGAGCCGAAGGAAAUGCAGCUUUUGCCUGUGAUGUUUCCAAGGUUUCUUCUUGUUUUUUUUUUUUCUCUUGGAACUUUUUAUGAUUCAACAGGAAGAGAGCGUCAAAAGCCUCAAGGACUUUGCCAUUACCAAACUAGGAUCUUCGCCCUCAAUACUCGUCAACUGCGCUGGAAUCACAAAAGUUUGAAAGUGUCCAUGAAAAAUACCGUUUUCAAGGAUUCAACACUGUUGAAAAUGCCGAAAGCUAGCUGGGACGCGGUGAUCGGCGUCAAUUUGACUGGAAUUUAUUUAGUAGGUAAUUUUUCGGUUUUUUAAAAAUUAAGUUGGUUAUUUUCAGAUAACCCAAGCCUUCGCCAGGGCAUCAGUUGAGUCAGAGAAACCUUUGAGCGUUGUAAAUGUUUCUUCUAUUGUUGGAAAGGUAUGUCUUCAAUUUUAGGUUUGAUUUGUGAAAUAAAUAUUAGUUGUAGGUCGGAAAUUUUGGCCAAACGAAUUAUGCCGCUACAAAGGCCGGCGUGAUUGGAUUCACUAAAUCCGCGGCGAAGGAAUUGGCUCAAAAGGUUGGUUUUAAAAAUACUGUGACUUGAGUUUAACUGUGUUUUAUUAUUGAGGAACAUUUUUUGACGUUUUUUAACGAUAAACUUAUAACGCUUCACUAAAUGAAUUUUUUUUUGGCUGCGUAAUUUUUUUUUAUGAUAAAACAGGAUUUUUCUGUUAAUAGCCAAUCCCGCGCCAGCUUGUCACGAUUUUUUUUCUCCGAACGACAGAACCCUUCCCUUUGAUGUGCGCGGGCUGUCGUUGUGCAUGCGCCUUUAAUUUAGCCUUGAAGUUACAGUAAGAUAAAUUUUAGCCUUGAAGUUACAGUAAGAUUAAAAGGCGCAUGCACAGAAAUGUGCCGUGUGCAUUGAAGGGAAUCUUCCCGGAAGGGUUCUGUAGCUUAGGAAAAAUAAAAAGUGUGACAAGCUGGCGCGGAAUCGCCUUUAUAAGCUGUAAAAACGUUAUCAAAUAGGAUUUUCUCUAUUAUUUUCUAGUAGAAUUAAAAAAAGUUUCGCUAGUUAUUUUUUUACUGUUUUAAAUUUACUUCCACUUGUAAUAACCGAAUAAUUAUGGAGAGAAAAUAAAAAAUAAGCACGAAAAAAGGCAAAUAAAAUAAGAUGACGAGUGAGUCAAGACCUCAAAAAAAAGGAGAAGAAGCGUGAAAAGGGCGAACGGUCUUCCGCCCAGGAGAAAAUAGUGGGCAGAAAGAGGAGAUUUCUCUUUUUGCAACUCGCGAGCCUCAGCUUUUGUUUUUGUAAGGCGUGUUGGGACGUCGAUUGAUUGAAUUGCAAGAAUGAUAGAAAAUUUUUGGUUCGUUCGAACUUCAAAGUAUUUUUGGACUCACUAAUUAAAUAUUCUCGUGAAACAGAUAAUACUUUUAUUUGGCUCUUUUUGAAAUUUGGCUUUGAAAUAUACUAGAUUAAAAUGCUCAAAGUCGAACUUGGGCCGAAUUUUCAGAAACAACUUCUGUAUGGAUUGAAAAAAAUUACUUUUCUUUAGAGAUUUUUUAUGGUACGAAAUCUUGCUUAACCUGAAAUAGCAUUGAAAAAGUUUUUUUUUCAAAAGAAAGAUACUUUUUUUCUCGUUCUAAUCAUAUGAGGGUCUUGAAGAACAUUUGACUUAGAAAAAUAUGAGAAAAAAACAGUUUUCAAGAGUAUUUUGUAGAUUUUUUUGACCGGCUUAUUCUCAGUACCCUGUUACGCUCGGUAAUUUUUUUUAUUCUGCAAUAUGUAAUUUAGGACUUUUUUUUAGAGUUUAUUUUACAGAGUUUCAAAAUGAAUGAUUUUUUUCCAGGGAAUCCGAGUAAACGCCAUUCUUCCCGGGUUCAUUCAGACGCCCAUGACUGCCGCUAUGCCUGAGCAAGUCGGUUUCGAAAUUGAAUCGAUAGCUUUUUCAAAAUAAAAAAAUUUAUUGUAUGAUCUAUUAUUUGAAGGUAGGUAAAUUCAAAAAAAAAUGCAAGAGAUGCAAGUUUAAUUUGUAGACGUGCUUGAAGAAAACAGACUGGAGGGAGAUUUCAGCUCUUAAAAAAUGGUAACCAAGAUUUCUAGAUAUUUUCCGGUCUAUCGAUUGAAAGUACUACUUUUUGAAGAAAUUCAUGAAACUUGGAGAAGCUCAGAAACGAUUUUUUUUUGCUUUUUUGAUUAUUAGAAAGCAUCGUUUUGACGCUGGUUUUCAAAUUAUGGUUGAUGAACUCGUGGUCGCACGUAGAAUGGCUCGGAGCGUCGCGGCUGAGGAAUGGCAGUUUUGAAACGCGCCCGACUUGAAAAAGUUCGCGCCUGUGCUCAUAUAAUACACUCCGCGCGAGACGGUCACGUUUUAAAAGAACAGAAAAAAACCACCGAAAACAGAAACCUUUGCUCUACAAAACUGCUGAGAAACACAACAAAAAAAAAGAAGGUCUUGAAGCGAAAAUGUUCAAUUUGGUUACAAUUGGGUAUACGGUCUUUUUGGCGGAAAGACGUGACAGGGUUGCGUAGAAGGGCUAUAGGAAGCUAUAAGGAGAAGCUCCUUUUAAAUCGGUUCUGAGCUCGAAUCCGGUUAAAACGCUUCGAGCCAUUCAAAGUGCGACCAAAGCGUUAUAAACAAGCACUUUUUUGGGAAUUUUCAGGUACUGGCAAAAAUUUGCACAGGUAUCCCGAUGGGAAGGAUGGGCGAAGCGAAGGAAAUCGCCGACGGCGUCGUUUUCUUUGCCUCCGAUCUUUCCUCCUACAUCACCGGCACGACUUUGGAAAUCACUGGAGGACUUCAUAUGUGA
Messenger RNA from Caenorhabditis auriculariae, 2988 nucleotides. NCBI's taxonomy places the organism in Eukaryota, Metazoa, Nematoda, Chromadorea, Rhabditida, Rhabditidae. The record is from the annotation of a GenBank genome assembly.